AUGAAGACGCUGUUGUUGCUGUGUGUAGCUUGCACGCUGGCUGUGUUGUCUGUGUCGGGGACUUCGGAACAAAAGUUGAAAAACUGUAAUGAAGUUCGCGCUGCUUACAGCUCCAAAGGCUUCGACGUGAACGAUGUCCCCAACAAAGGAGUCAACGGAGCCCCCCUGAAAGUGUGUCCGCAGGGUUUCUCCUGCUGUACGGUGGUGAUGGAGGAGAAGCUGAGACAGCAGAGCCACUUGGACAUGAAAGCUCCCGUCUCCAGGCUUAGCACCACCCUACAAUCCACCUUCAAACAGAAGCACGACCACUUUGACAAGUUUUUCCGUGAGCUUUUGAAAAAUGCAGAGCUCUCGCUGCACAACAUGUUUGUGCGAACAUACGGGAUGAUGUACGUGCAGAAUGCAGAGCUGUUCAAGAACUUUUUCGAGGCCUUGACUCGGUACUACAUAUAUGGCAGUGCUGCUGUCAAUCUGGACUCCAUGCUGUCAGACUUCUGGGCCGACCUCCUGGAGAGGAUGUUCCGGCUGGUCAACGUGCAGUACGAAUUCAGCGACGCCUACAUGGAAUGCGUCAGCCAGCACACGGAGCAGCUGCAGCCGUUCGGCGAUGUGCCUCGCAAGCUCCGCAUCCAGCUGACACGGGCCUUUGUCGCUGCACGCACAUUUGUUCGCGGCCUGGCACUCAUGCCAGAGGUGGUCAAUAAAGUUUCUACGGUCAGUGCGUCUCCCAGCUGUGUGCAAGCGGUCAUGAAGAUGAUGUACUGUCCCUACUGCUCAGGACAAGUGGCUCUGAAACCCUGCCAGAAUUACUGUCUGAAUGUUAUGCGUGGGUGUUUAGCCAACCAGGCCGACUUGGAUACAGAGUGGAACAACUUCCUCGAUGCCAUGCUUAGUCUAGCUGAGAGGCUGGAAGGUCCCUUUAAUUUUGAGUCCGUCAUGGAUCCCAUCGACGUGAAAAUCUCAGAGGCCAUCAUGAACAUGCAGGAGAACAGCAUGCAAGUGUCGCAGAAAGUUUUCCAGGGUUGUGGGCAGCCUAAACCAAGCAUGUCCACCCGUUCCAAGCGUUCAGUCAAAGAAACAGGCUUUACCGGCCGCUUCCGCCCCUACAGCCCUGAUGCUAGGCCCACCACUGCUGCUGGGACCAGUUUAGAUCGAUUGACAAAUGAUGUGAAGAAGAAGCUGAAACAUACAAAGAAGUUCUGGUCAACAUUGCCAGAGACGGUUUGUGCAGGUGAGAGGAUUGCACCGGGGGACGAGUGCUGGAAUGGAACAGCAAAAAGCAGGUACGAGUCAGUUGUCAUUGGCAAUGGACUGGCCAAUCAGGUAUACAACCCUGAUGUGGACGUGGACAUUACAAAGCCAGACAUUGUGAUUCGCAGUCAGAUUGCAGUUUUGAAGGAAAUGACAAGCUGGCUCAAAGCUGCACACAGCGGCAAUGACAUCUCUAUCGACAACGAUGAGGAUGGCAGUGGAGGAGAGGAGAGCGGCAGCGGCUGUGACUCUCCAUCCUGUGACACAGAUCGGGACAUGUACUUCUCCACUCCACCGAACCCUGGCAAUCCCCGGGUUAAUCCAGUGGUGGUGGGCAGAAGUCCAUCGGCUGGGGUUGCCUCACAGGGAAGCAUGGUGCUGGCACUCUGUGGGCUGGCUCUGGUUGCUCCCCACUUGAGAUAAAACUGGCUGGGCAGGGAGAGGACGAGAACGACCAGGAAUGACGGAGCGAAGGGGAAAACUGUCAGAGUGACUUAAAAAAAGACUGCCUUCAGGACCUUGGACUGUCCACCAUUGGGGGGGAGACUCUUCAUAAUAUUAUAAUAACUUCACUUUUAAUUAUUUGUUUGUAUGUUUUUAAGGACAUCAGUGUACAGCUAUAUGAUUUUCUUCCCAAGAAAUCCACCUUUUUCCCCAUUUUCCCCCCAGAUAAACCUUUACUCCUUAUGGCUCUUUUGGAGCCUCACUAUGGUUUUGCUUGCAGCAUUACAAACAUCAUAUUCAUUAGUGUGCCUUCAUCGGUGAUUGCCAUCUAAUAACUAGAUGACAAUCAAGAUAUGAACAUUGAGUGCCUGUGGUGGGACGUAUCUUCAUAUUUCUGAGGAUUUUCUUCCUUUCCAUUAUUCAGAGAUCAACAAAUCAUCUAAUGUUGUUGUGGAUGUGAACAUUUCAUAACAAUUUUGUACAUUAUCACUGUACAUACUGUGAAUGUUUGUGUCUGUGCAUUUAUACAUUUACAUACAUCAGGCAGUCAGAAAUUAUGAAGCUACUUGUUGAUCUCCACUAAGGAAUAGUUUGAGCUUUAGUUCAGUUUGCUGUGGAGAGACACUAAAAAUCUUCUCAAAGCUGCAGAGCAAAGCUUAUCUCAGAAAUACAGAGAGAGGAGUUACAGCACAGGUAUUUAUGUUUCACCUGGAGAUGGAAUCAGCCUUUAGAAGAGCUUUUAGGGCACUCUGCAAGCCCAAACAUGCAUAUUGUAUGUCUGCUAUGAUCAUUAUCACAAUCCAACUUUUAAUUUCCUCAUUAUUUUUAAUUUAAUUUCCUCAGCUUAAACACUUCAAUAGUAAGGUCAUACCUCAUGCAUGCUCUAAUUGUCAAUGCAAUCCAGUAAUGUUGAGUUGAAAGUGUCUGAUAGAGUUGAGAUAUGUGGCUGGCAACCUGGUGAAAGGUAACUGGCGCGGAAAGAGAAGGACUCCCCUGGAAUUACCCCUAAAGAAGGCAAAGCUGACAAGUCCUGAAAGCCCUGUUUUGGUACUGUAAGCUCAGUUCAGCACAGAGGAUCUGACUCUAUACAGUCUUACUGUUUGAAAAGAAAAGGUGGCGACAUGUAUGUUCAGAGCAUUUCACAUUAAACUAGAGAAGAGGAACAAAAGACAGUGCUUUGAUCAAAUGAAAUCAAGAAAAGAUUGCUUAAAUACAGGGUUUUAUGUUGAAGAGGUGUUGUAAUUUUAGCUAUUUUUGGUAUGAAGAUAUAUUAGGUACUACAGUGGAUUUUAUUGCUAGUUUUAGGUGUUGGAAGAGGACUGUGUGCACAGAACAUGGGGGCACUUUUGGUCAGUGUGCACAUUGUUUUGGGGCCUUUUUUGCCCACAUCCCCCCGUUCCACAAUACACACUUGUACCUCUUAAAUGGCCUGUGUCAGUAUAAAUGGACUCAUCAACCAUGAACCAUUUGAUCUACCUAUCUUCAUCCUCACGUUUUCAUCAUUUUGACUCGAGGUGGAAUGUUGAAGUAUUGUCACAAGUGCUACCAAAAUUAAUGUUACAUAUGGUGCCUGAUCUUUGUUUUUAACCUUGGUACAUUAUUAGCAACUUGGUAUUGUAAAGAAAAGAAUGUAGAUGUUGAUGAUUUGUAUCUACAGUAUCUUCUCAGAUUCCCUGUAGGGUGUUUGAGUUCGUUACCAGCUGACAAGCACAACAUAAGAUUUUCUAUGUCUUCUAAUUUGAUAAUCGGGUGUGUAAGUUGCAUUACCUGGCCAUUUCAUCUCUGAAAUGAUGCUGCCUCAUGUAGCUUUUGUACAGUAACUUAUGCAUGUAUUUUAAUGUCAUUUUAAACAUGCUUUUAGAACUGACAUAGAUUAUCCAAAAUACAGUUUGCAGGAGGUUUCAAUAGGCAAACUUUUGGUGAAAAAAUUGUUAUCAGAUUUGGGGGCUUUAAAUAUGCAUUUUAUUAAAAUUGAAAAAUGGAAUUGCAUGUUUCAAAUUUGUCUGCAGGUCGGAAACAAUUGGCUGCAGUUUAGACAGAUAGUAAAUACUGGACACAACCUGUUUGCCUCUUGUUUAGCUUUGAGAAUAAAUUUUCUCCAAAAAAAGUGACGUUCCCUAUUAACAGACGUGAAACAAAUCAACAAGGACAUGACUAUUAAGAAUCUGACUUUAAAGGAUUUGAUGAAACAUCUAUGCAACCCGUAUAAAAUACUGAAGCCUUAAUUUAAAAUAAUGAAGCUGUGCUUCAGCAGCUCAAUUUGGCAUUACUUCUGCAUGUAACUGGUUCAAUUCUCCCGAUUUUUGUGUUCCACCAACAUUUCUACUAGGGCUUGUGCAUGUGUUCAUGUCGUGGAAGAGUUGUGUCGAGUGUGAAGAAACCCAACCUUCUGAGAGUCAGAGGAAACUUUUUGGGUGAUGAUGGUAAAUGUCUGUGCUUGCGGGCCAGGGCAGCAACAUUUUCUGGCUGGUAGGAGUUGGUCCAGCUGCUGGAUAAUGUUCAUUCGAUCCACAGAGCAACUAAAGUCUGGUGACUUUAAAGUUGCGUUGGACAGGUAUUGAAACCUUUCCUUCUGCCUUUGGCCCACAAGAACAGAAAGGACUCACUUUCAGAGGGGAGAGCGAGUGACCUGACUGAAAAGAAUAAAAAAUGUGUAAAUAAAGAGCAGCCGUUUUUAGAUGUCUCUAAAAGAGGCCGUUACAGUACACCAGAUUUUUACUUGUCAGAGUAUCUCCUAAAUGCUAUGGAAAAACAAGAUGAGAUAGAUGUUAAAUUGUAAGAGAAAAUGUAUAUUAAACAACAUUUCUUAGUCUUGUUGAAAUAAAGACUGCCAAUAUUUAAA
Molecule: messenger RNA, 4537 nt
Organism: Xiphias gladius (swordfish)
Lineage: Eukaryota; Metazoa; Chordata; Actinopteri; Istiophoriformes; Xiphiidae
Gene: gpc4
Product: glypican 4
Exons: 9
Coding region: 1-1674 (557 amino acids)
Biological process (GO): cell migration; regulation of protein localization to membrane; regulation of signal transduction
Cellular component (GO): synapse; plasma membrane; cell surface
Source: RefSeq, a predicted model, not a curated record